UCCAAAUUUAUCUAAAAUGACACCAACUUUUAGCCGAACGGUUCCGAUUUCAUCUUUAGAAAUAGCAACGUUCACUAACCAUCGGAUCUUUUGUAAUUUACUUCAAUGUCAGGUCUGAUCGAUAGUGUAGCUUUCAUUUGCUUGAGAUCUAAAAGGGAGAGCGCCAUAUUCUGGUUAGAGAUUUCCACAAAGCUUCUCCUGUUCUCCGACCUUGAACUCCAAUGCUUCUAGCUUAUUUGCUUGCCAGCUUCCUUCUCUUUGAUGCGACAUGUCCGAAGCAAUUCUAUGAUCCUAAUUCCUGCGCAUCCAGUGAAUUCUCAGGGGGUUCUCGAUACAUCUGCAACGAUUCUCCAACUUCAUGCCAAACAUUCAUAGUCUACCGAGCGCGGCAUGGCUUCGAGACCGUAUCGAAGAUUUCCAGGUUGUUUGGUGUGGAGCAAGACGAGGUGCUCCAUGCAAACAACCUAACGAGCCCCUCUCGGAUCCUCGAGAAGGACUGGGCGGUUCUCGUUCCCAUCAAUUGCUCCUGCUCCGGCAAUUUCUUCCGAUCCAACGUAAGCUACUCGAUCCCUGAAGAUGCGACAUUCACCAAAAUUUCUUGCGAGGUUUUCGGAGGCUUGGUGAAACUGCACACUCUCGUUAAGGAGCAUCCGUCUAAUGCUAAUAAUCUCGAGGUAGGGGCAGAGGUUACCGUGCCUCUAACCUGUGCUUGUCCUGAUUCCAACAAUAGUAGAGAUGGAAUUAUGUACCUUGUAACAUACCCCAUUGUUGAAGAAGACGACACAGUAGUGGUAGGCAAAAGAUUUGGCAUCUCUCCUAGUGAUAUAUGGGUGGAAAAUAAUCUAGGUGGUCCGAAUCCCAUAGUGUUUCCAAGUACCACCAUUUUAGUUCCUCUUCGAGCAAUGCCUUCCAUCAAUUCCAGCAUUAAAGAUCCAGACAACGAGGAGCAUGGCUUCGUUCCAAUCACAUCUACUGUAAUGACCGGAGGCAGCAUAAAUCAAAAGAAUUUAUACGCGAUUGGCUCCGGGGUGGGGAUUUUUUUCAUGCUUCUUGCAUUAGCUGGCGUGGGUUUCUAUUACAAGGCCAGGUUUAAGCUGAGAGAGAAUAAAUUUGACUCGUUAUCCACGCGGAGUUCCGCGGCAUCAUGCCUGUCUCCUGAUUUGGUUGCGGAGAUGUCCAAGUACUCUCUCGUCAGCUACAGCUUCGAAGAGCUCAGGCGGGCUACAAUGGGUUUCAGCGAAGACACCAAGUUGGGUUCUUCAGUUUACAAGGGAAGGCUUGGAGUCGCAGAUGUUAUCAUAAAGAGAAUGGGAUUUGGCGAUGCUCAAAGAACCAUCAGUAUAUACUCCAAGAUCAAUCACAUUAAUAUCGUUAACUUGGAGGGGGUCUGCUAUGGGGAGAGCGACUUCUCUUCGUCAUAUUUGGUGUUUGAGUUUGUUUCAAAUGGAUGUCUGAGAGAUUGUUUGAGGAAUCCAGCAAACGUUCUCCCAUGGCGUAGGAGGACACAGAUUGCUUUCGAUGUGGCCAUCGGGCUUCACUACAUUCAUCACUGCACGGCCCCAUCUUACAUUCACAUGAACAUCACCAGCAGAAGCAUCUUGAUCGCAGAAGAUUGGAGAGCAAAAAUUGCAAACUUAGGAAUGGGUUCUGUCAUCGAUUCUGAUAAGGAGAGGGGUACUGAUGUUAUGAUGACUUUCGAGGGGUGGAUUGCGCCCGAGUACCUUCGUCAUGGUUCGGUUUCAGACAAAGUGGAUGUGUUCGCAUUUGGGGUUGUUUUGUUGGAGCUCCUGUCUGCCAAAGAGGCUAGAGAUGGGACUUUGUUGAAGAAGCUGGGAUUUUUGACCGGAGGAGGAGGAGCUAGUGGCUGUUUCGAGGAGUUGAGAGCUUUCAUGGAUCCAUCUCUUAAGGAUUACCCCCUCGGAGAAGCUUUGUGCAUGGCUAUUUUAGCCAAGGCUUGUCUAGAGGAUGAUCCCUUGCCUCGCCCAUCAACAAAUGACAUCCUUAAGAUCCUUGCAAGGAUGGUUCGAUAGCUUCAUGCAAUUAUUGUAACAAUUUAAGUCUAUGAGAUCUUUGAUGCAACAAUGUAGGAGAUUUUAUUCUGCUUUGUCUUUGCAACUUGCUGUAUUAGUAUUUCUUUCAAGAAAAGA
Phoenix dactylifera (date palm) is the source of this 2147-nucleotide messenger RNA. Its product is annotated as lysM domain receptor-like kinase 4. The record is from RefSeq and is a predicted model, not a curated record. NCBI's taxonomy places the organism in Eukaryota, Viridiplantae, Streptophyta, Magnoliopsida, Arecales, Arecaceae. Gene Ontology annotation, molecular function: ATP binding; protein kinase activity. Gene Ontology annotation, biological process: protein phosphorylation.